Molecule: messenger RNA, 924 nt
Organism: Fusarium mangiferae
Lineage: Eukaryota; Fungi; Ascomycota; Sordariomycetes; Hypocreales; Nectriaceae
Product: putative COQ5-ubiquinone biosynthesis, methyltransferase
Exons: 2
Coding region: 1-924 (307 amino acids)
Biological process (GO): ubiquinone biosynthetic process
Molecular function (GO): methyltransferase activity
Source: RefSeq, a predicted model, not a curated record
AUGGCCUCGCGCACAGCCCUCCGGGGCUUCUCCCGCACACUGAAACCCUCGAGAUGCUCUCCUACUUUCGUCCGGCCGUUUUGCUCUACCAAUGCCGUCCGUGGCGAUAAAUCAACCCCUACAUCUGAUCGACCUACCCACUUCGGAUAUGAGACUGUCACUGAAGCAGAAAAGCAGCAGCGUGUUGCUGGUGUAUUUACAAGUGUCGCCGAAUCCUACGAUAAGAUGAAUGAUUUCAUGUCCCUGGGUAUUCAUCGUCUAUGGAAGGACUACUUUAUCUCUUCCCUCAACCCUGGUGCUACGAAUCCCCCCGGUCAACCUCAGCGCAUUCUCGACGUUGCUGGCGGAACUGGCGAUAUCGCUUUCCGACACCUUCAGCACGCCCACGAGUUCAACUGCAACCCUAAUGUCUCCGUUAUUAUCUCCGAUAUCAACCCCGAUAUGCUAGCAGUUGGUCGCCAGCGUUCUCUUGCACUCCCCGCGUCCCACCAAUCCGCCCUCUCUUUUCUCGAGGCAAACGCCGAAGUCCUCCCCUCUCAGAUUGAGGAUAACUCGCUCGAUCUUUACACAGUUGCCUUCGGUAUUCGCAAUUUCUCCAACAUCCCUGCUGCUUUGAAGGAAGCCCAUCGCGUUUUGAAGCCUGGCGGUGUGUUUGCCUGCCUUGAGUUCUCAAAGGUUGACAAGCACCCCAUUUUCAACACUAUCUAUAAGCAGUGGUCCUUUAAGGGCAUUCCUCUAAUCGGUCAACUAGUGGCAGGGGACCGCGACAGCUACCAGUAUUUGGUCGAGAGUAUUGAGAGAUUUCCCAGCCAGACCGCGUUCAGAAACAUGAUCAAGGAUGCAGGCUUCGUAGUUGCUGGAGAAGGCUACGAAGACCUGACUGGCGGCAUUGCUGCUAUUCACAAGGGCAUGAAGCCUGUAUGA